AUGGCUUCUCAGACCAAAUCCAGCAUCGCUAUGGCUCUUGCUGGCAAGACCGCUUCUGUCGAUAUCCCUCAGCCCCGUAUAGGCGCCGGAAAGCCCACUGCUCGCGGUCAACCCGCCAUGCUUCCCACGCCACCCAACUCCAUCUCUCCCACUCUCCCUCCUCAAGCCUUCAAACAACGCCACGUUCUCUCGCCCGGCUCGCCGCUAUCCACUGUGCCGCAGCUGGACUCCGACAUCGACCUGCAGGACGAUGGCGUCAGCCUGAACCAGCAGUCCGCGCACACGCUUCAACUCGACAGCGAUAGCGCUGGCGAUAUCACUCCCCGCCAUGCUAGCUAA
Penicillium atrosanguineum is the source of this 339-nucleotide messenger RNA. RefSeq lists its product as uncharacterized. The transcript has a single exon. Lineage: Eukaryota; Fungi; Ascomycota; Eurotiomycetes; Eurotiales; Aspergillaceae. The coding region runs from base 1 to 339 and encodes 112 amino acids. The record is from RefSeq and is a predicted model, not a curated record.